CAAACGCUGGCUUCACAUCGCUGCUGAACGCGGAUCCAGACCGAUUUUUAGCUGCUGCAUAUCUUCAAAUUCACCGUAAAUCACUCUUCUAGGGUUUGAGUGAAAUUCAGAGGACAUAUACAGACCAGGUUCUGCUGCAAUUUCCCCUUUUAAGCCAUUGUUAAAGCGUUUAUAAGUAUAAAACAGGGGUGAGAUGGCUGACAGCUGAUUGUUAGCUAGAGCUGUUCAUACAGAACAACCUGAAACAUAAACAACAACAACAACAUCAUCAUCAUCAUCAUCAUCAUCUCCACUUGCUGCGGGUCACUGAACUGGUCCACUCCUGCUUUAUUUGACCAUGAUACAUUUCAACAACCGCUGUUAAGAUUCACAUAUAUCCUGGAAACCUGCUGUGAGUAAAAGUGGACCAGGAGAAAAAGACUGACUUUAUUACCUUGCUCGGGUGAAUAUCUCACUGCCCAGGACAUGACGGGCCCACGGCGGAAGGUCACCAGGACUCAGAGUUUGUGGGGAGGAACGUUCAGCUCGCUCGGACAUGAGGAACACAAAGACUAUAUCAAUGAGCUCUCACAUGAGGUGCUCUGCCACAUAUUUCGGUACCUGCCCAUGCAGGACAUAAUGUGUAUGGAGUUUCUGUCACGUAAACUGCGGGAGGCAGUGACUCUGUACUUGCGAGUGGUAAAGGUGGUGGACCUUUGUGCCAGCCGGUGGUGGGAGUAUAUGCCCUCAGGUUUCACAGACUCCAGUUUCCUCAUGCUGAUGAAGAAGAUGCCUGAUUUGGAGCAGCUGUAUGGUCUUCAUCCACGUUACCUAGAGAGAAGGAGGGUUAGAGGUUAUGAGGCUUUCAGUAUUCCUGGUGUUUUGGAGGCUCUACAGGCCUGUCCUAACCUUAUUGGUGUGGAGACAUCACAUCUGGAACUGGUGGAGGCGAUAUGGAACUACAUGCCUCAGGUUCACAUUCUGGGCAAAUUCAGGAACCGAAACGGGGCUUUUCCUAUUCCAUCUGAGAACAAACUCACCAUUCCAGUGGCAGCUAAAAUCCAGACUCUCCAUCUUGUCGGUGUAAACGUGCCAGAGAUCCCCUGUCUGUCCAUGCUUCGCCAUCUGUACCUAAAAUGGGUGCGCCUCACUAAGCCUCAGCCCUUUAAAGACUUUCUCUGUGUAAACUUGCGUACAUUCGUCAUGAGGAACUGUGCUGGUCCCACCAAUUCUCUAAAGUAUGUGCCUCUUGUCACUGGUCUGGCCUCCGCCCGCAACCUUGAGCAGCUGGAGCUGGUGAGGGUGCCCUUCUUAGGGGGACUGAUUCAGCAUGUGGUGGAGGACAGCUGGAGGUCAGGGGGGUUUCGUAAUUUGCACACAAUUGUAUUUGGUGCCUGUAAGAAUGCACUUGAAGUCGACCUGGGCUACCUCAUCAUUACUGCUGCUCGCAGAUUGCACGAAGUUCGAAUCCAGCCUUCCUUAACCAAAGAUGGGGUGUUCUCCGCACUGAAAAUGGCUGAACUGGAGUUCCCCCAGUUUGAGACUUUGCACAUUGGAUAUGUUGAUGAGUUCUUAUUGCAGUGUAAAAUGAGCCAUGCUGAGUUAGUGAAAUAUGGUCUUGCUGAUGUGAUUGAGAAUCCAGGAAUCAUCACAGACAUUGGAAUGAAGGCUGUUAAUGAGGUGUUUGCCUCCAUCAAGUAUCUUGUUAUUUAUAACUGUCCACAUCUUCAUAACCCACACAACUGGAUUACAGAUCACUCUCGCUGGAGUCGGUUGGUGGACCUCAGUCUGGUGCGCUGUCAUGCUAUCAAGCUAGAGUCUUUCAGUCAGUUCAUCGAGAUGCUUCCCAGCCUGGAAUUCAUCUGUCUGGACCAGAUGUUUCGUGAGCCGCCUAAGGGGUGUGCGCGUGUGGGACUCAGUGCAGGCACAGGUAUCGGUGUAUCAUCUGCCCUGGUCAGCAAUCAAAAUUCCAACAACGAUAAUGACAACAAUAACAACAACAAUCACCAGAACAAUAACAAUGCAAAUAUUCCACCAAAUAACAAUGACAAUCAGGCAGAAGACGUUCCUCAACAAAAUCACCGAGGUGCAGAGGAGAUUCCUGAUGUAGAGGGCAUGGUGGCAGAGCCUGUUCUUGUGGCUGGCAGUCUAGCAGACGACACCCAAGGUUCCAGCCAGACUACUAAUCCUUCACCUGAGCAGGAUGAGGAACAAGCAGGGCCUAGUGGAGUUCAGACUGCUGUGAAGAAGCAGUCAGUGGUGGUGUCGGACUCAGACAGUGAGGACGAGUACAGUCCAGUCAGGACGCAGGGUGCCGCCCGCUCUCAAGGCCAGUACGCUGAGACAGAAGCCCAGGAGAAGAGCAGCACAGCUGUGACUCCACAUGGUAAAGGAAAAACGCCACUACGUAGGCGUGGCCCACAGCCUCAUGAGCCAAGCUGUGAGAAAGGCUGUCAGGUAACCAGCGAGCAGAUCAAGGCCGACAUGAAGGCAGCCAGUGAGACAGCUGAGUGUGGGGCCAGAGACGGAAACAGUGGGGCUGGACCUGCUACAGGCUAUGCUUCUGGGAGCUGCGUUUGCUCCAUUCGCUGGAGGGAAGAUUCAGCCAAUCAGGAGGACCAGGGUGGGGCGGGUAGGGGGGAUGAAGACAUGGUUAGGACAAGCUGCACAUGCAACAGGUCUCGUUCUGCCUCUGUAAACUGGACUCGCAGUGGCCACAACCAGCCAGCAGGGGGUGACAACUGCAGGCCAGAACAUCACAGCCAGGAGCAGAGAGCAGUGGGAGAUGAGAUGGAGGGCAGGCACUCCAACACUCCAUCCAGAACUCAGAGCUCAUCUGAGGGCCAUGCAGGCCACCAGCAGGGCCUGAGAACAGAUUCAUCACACAGAACCCCAACAGAUGAGUUCCCCAGGAGACCAGUCACUCGUGCCAGCAGCAGACUUUCCUCUGUGCCCCUGGUGUAUGAGUCAGAGCUCCCCAAAGCAAAGCCACGGCCUGCAGUGAAGAGGAAACGUAUGGCAGACAAGUCCACCAGCACCAGUGACCCUGUGACUGAAGAUGACCACGUGCAGGUUCUAGCCCUUAAAUCUAAAAAUCUGGUGGGGAUCACACUUACAAACUGUGGCAUCACAGACCUAGUCCUUAAGGAGUGCCCCAAAAUGAUGUUUGUCCACGCCACACGCUGUAGGGUGCUGAAACAUCUGGUAGUGGAAAGUGCGCCUAUAGUGAAUCGCUUUGACUACGCGCAAUGUAAAAAGAUGGACAUUAUGCAGGUACUGGAUCAGAUCUUGCGAAUGCCCCCGGAGAGAAACCGCAUCAUUUACAUGAGGCCCAUGCAGCAGAUUGACUCUCUGGCUCUGGAGAAAAAGCUCUUCAGUGGUCCGUACCCAUACCAUAUUGCUAUUAUCCAUGAGUUCAGCAACCCACCCAAUGUCAGGAACAAAGUGCGCGUGCGUAGCUGGAUGGACACUAUUGCCAACAUUAGCCAAGAACUCAUCAAGUAUGAAUUCUUUCCGGAGGCCACACGGACAGAAGAGGAUGUAAAGAAGUAUCCCAACUAUCCCUGGGGACGAGACAUCUACACAUUAGAGGGAGUAGUAGAUGGGGCACCAUACUCUAUGAUCACAGAUUUCCCAUGGCUUCGUUCUUUACGCACAGCAAAGCCCAACAGUUACGCUCGAUAUGACUUUGAGGAUGAUGAAAGCACCACUAUCUAUGCGCCACGGCGUAAAGGACAGCUAUCGGCUGACAAUUGCAUGGAAACGAUCGGUGAGGAGAUCUCAGAGCGGCGGCAGACAUGUAGGGGCGUUUUCCAGCGUGUAGUGGUCAUCUUCAUCCACUACUGUGAUGUUCGUGGAGAACCAGUGGACGAUGACUACAUCUAGAACAGUCACUGCUCAGCCAGAGGGCCUGGAGACGCUGAAGGACUCUGAUUCAGCCCUCUGCCAGACUCUGAUCACCCCUGCUGCCUUCUGUAUGAGAACAGAGAGGCAUCUUACACAGCCUCAGUGUUGAAUACCAGGCAUUUCCAGUUGCCUUUAUAUCUGAGUCUACUUGAAACUGAUAGUGAUCGCUUUGAGUCAUCCAUUGUCAGCGAUUGCUUUCAUGUGUGAAGUUGAUGGACUGAUAAACUGUAGAAUAAUUGUGUCUUGUGCUUUGCUUGUGUGUCUCUUCUCGUCAUGAAAGAGGAAUGGCAGCCUGGCACUGACCUGCAGCACACUUGCUGUAAAGAGGGGGUGAUGGUGUCGUCAGCUGUUUAAUUUGUUAACAGUUGUGCAUGAGGGAAAAGACAUGUAGAGCCACGACAGGUGGUAAGUGAAAUCACUUGUUUGGGUUUUGGUGGAAACAGAAAUAAAUCCCAUGGUAGAUUUCUUUUCCUGAGCUUAUAUAUAUAUAUAUAUA
This is a messenger RNA of Myxocyprinus asiaticus (Chinese sucker), 4381 nucleotides long. Its product is annotated as F-box only protein 38-like. Gene Ontology annotation, cellular component: cytoplasm; nucleus. Gene Ontology annotation, biological process: protein K48-linked ubiquitination; SCF-dependent proteasomal ubiquitin-dependent protein catabolic process. Lineage: Eukaryota; Metazoa; Chordata; Actinopteri; Cypriniformes; Catostomidae. The coding region runs from base 466 to 3864 and encodes 1132 amino acids. Gene Ontology annotation, molecular function: protein binding. The transcript is spliced from 21 exons. The record is from RefSeq and is a predicted model, not a curated record.